CGCGUGCACAACUCCUUGCGGCGCUCGCGAAUACUGAACACAUUCCACACAUGCCAGUCGGAACGUGAGUGUCCAUCUGGUUACGUAAUUGGACUAUUCACCAUUGAUUGUUACUAUCACACAAUUAUCACACUACCCACAGUCGCUCUUGCUAAAAAAGAUGGGAACUGAACACUAAACAGUGCUUACAGAACAGCUUAGUAAUAACAUAAAACAGAGACAAGAAGAGUUUUAUUGUGUUGUGACUCGGUGUUGUGUGUGUUGGUGGCAAGUCAAGUAGGUGUCGCGUGUGGUCGGCGACGGAGGCUGUGGCGGGGAGUAAAAUGGACAAUGACCAACGCCUCUACAAAUAUCGGACCUCUCUCCCAGUGGCCCAAUUCAGCCGAGGCGACUUCUCCCUCUGGUCGGUCCUGAAGAAUUGUGUGGGCAAGGAGCUCUCGAAAAUCACGAUGCCUGUCGUAUUCAAUGAACCGUUGUCCUUCCUUCAGCGCAUGCUGGAGUACUUGGAGUAUGCUCAUCUCCUAAGAAUGGCGUCUGAGCAAACAGACCCGGUUGCGAGGAUGGAGUACAUCGCUGCUUUCGCAGUCAGCGCUCUCGCAUCGAACUGGGAACGCCUUGGGAAACCAUUCAACCCUCUUCUCGGCGAGACCUAUGAACUUGAGCGCCCGGAAUUUAGAGCUGUUUGUGAACAGGUAUCACACCACCCUCCAGUCUCUGCCUUCCAUGCCGAUAGUCCUCACUUUGUCUUCCACGGCUCCGUGCAUCCAAAGCUGAAGUUCUGCGGCAAGAGUGUCGAGAUUCAGCCCAAAGGACACGUCACUGUGGAGUUACCCAGGUGGGGCGAAGCGUACACCUGGAGCAACGUGAACUGUUGUGUGCACAACGUAAUCGUGGGCAAGCUGUGGAUCGAACAGUAUGGUGCCAUGGAGGUGACAUGCCACGGUGGCGCGGGACUCAAAGCCAGCCUCGCGUUCAAACCUGCGGGCUUCAAUAAUCGAGACCUGCACAGAGUUGACGGAUUUAUUCUAGAUCAAAGCAAAAAACGCUUGCGCUUCCUCUACGGCAAGUGGACAGAGUACAUCAAGUGUUGCAGCGCGGCCGCACACGACCAGUGGGCGAAGGAACGCGGGGAAGAGUCCGGGACACAACAGACUCCCUCGCAUACCCCCAAGAAGGUGCUCGCUAAGCUCAACAGCUUCAAGGUUGGAGCGUUGCGAUCCAUGUCUAUACAGGAUAACGAUGAGCCAGAAAAUUCCGAAGAGGUCCCAAAGCCUGAUGAUUCAUUUAACAUCGACAUUCCAGGCUCAGUAACGCUUUGGGAAGCCCGUCCAAGACCCAGCAAUAGUGCACAGUACUACCAAUUCACCGAAUUUGCCAUGUCUCUCAAUGAGUUGGAGAGGGACAUGAAGGGUCAGCUCUGUCCAACGGACAGUCGCCUUCGACCAGACAUCCGUCUGCUGGAGCAGGGGGACAUUGAUGGCGCAGCUGCCGAGAAGACCAGGCUCGAGGAGAAGCAGCGAAGCGCAAGGAAGUUGUUUAAGAAGAGCGUGGACGGUUUUCAACCAAGGUGGUUCAGUCAAGGCACAAACCCAUACACGAAGCUAGAGGACUGGCUCUACAACGGUGGCUAUUGGGAUCGCAACUAUGAGCAUUUGAAAGACAUCGAUAUAUUUUAAUGCUUCCAUGCUAUAUGUGUGUCUUCUAUCUACGACGCUGUUGUGUUAGAAGAACUAUAUUUUUAUUAUAUUUAGCUCCAAUACGGUGCUUAAUUUGGCUGUCCACAAAUCCUAAAACUACGAAUUGUGUAACUUUUCUGUCAGUUUUGGAACCGGGGCUGAUCUUAGUCGUAGAACGACAACGACCAUGUGACAUUGAGACAUGGCAAAAUACUAGGCAUAAGGAAUUGAUAUCUGGACAAUUUUUUGUCACUUUGUUUUGGUCUGCAAUUAAUAAACGCCAUUUUGGCGCUGUAACUUGUGAAGCUGUCACUCUAGUCCAAGGAAAUACACUAAGAAUUACUAAAAAAAACUAAAAUAUUAGUUCCAGAGUAUAGAAGUAUUAUGUCAUAUUUAGAGUUUCCAAUAUUUGUAUACGGGAAUAAUAGGGGCUAGUUUUUAAAGAAAUGCUAUCCCGUUUCGGCAUGCUAAGCAGCUGGGCUGAAAUUGGAUGGAUUGAGUGGGGACGAGAAAAUAGUUAACCUUAAAAGUUUACUAUCUUAUGACAGAGAGACCAAUAUAGUAAAUUUUUCCAUCUUUUUCUAUUGCUUUGAGUGUCGAGCUCAGAAAAUAAAGUGGU
This is a messenger RNA of Pararge aegeria (speckled wood butterfly), 2295 nucleotides long. RefSeq names its product oxysterol-binding protein-related protein 1. Lineage: Eukaryota; Metazoa; Arthropoda; Insecta; Lepidoptera; Nymphalidae. The transcript is spliced from 10 exons. The coding region runs from base 324 to 1676 and encodes 450 amino acids. The record is from RefSeq and is a predicted model, not a curated record. Gene Ontology annotation, cellular component: cytosol; membrane; intracellular membrane-bounded organelle. Gene Ontology annotation, molecular function: sterol binding.